This is a messenger RNA of Aspergillus pseudonomiae, 1426 nucleotides long. RefSeq names its product lipid droplet assembly factor 1. Bases 68 to 760 code for a protein of 230 amino acids. The record is from RefSeq and is a predicted model, not a curated record. The transcript has a single exon. Lineage: Eukaryota; Fungi; Ascomycota; Eurotiomycetes; Eurotiales; Aspergillaceae.
AGUCGUUCAACUGUAUCCUCGAUAGUUACAUCUGAACCGAAUAUCGCUGGGCGCAACCACACACACAAUGUCUCUGAAAUCAGCGUCUAGCCUCCUGGACGGAGCCACUGAAAAUCCAACAACUGUAGCCGACUCUUUACUCACCAGUGCCGUACCAACGACACAACGACAGGCGAAACAGCUUGGUGCGACCGCUACCAAAUCCACGAGUCUAACAACGCCUGGCGAGUUUCCAGGAGAAAAAACGCAAGACAAUGCCACGGUACAAGACACAUCGUCGGGUCCGUGGUAUGCACCAAUGACCGCGUGGUUCCGCGACGUCAUCCCAAGCACAUUGGACUGGUUCGAAGGCACUGUGAAAUGGCUACUUGCCUGGAUAUUUCCUCCUCCUCGCCAAGCAGCGCUCUUCGAAGCUGCACUGCGAAGGCCGUACGCGAUAUCAUUCCUCGUCUGUCAGCUCAUCUGCUGUGGAGUGCCGUUCCUUGUCUUUUUAGCUGGUACAUUCGUGUUUGCUGCGGUAGCCGCACUGUUGUGGGCUAUACUAUCAUUUGUCAUAUUGGGACCAAUCUUCCUGGUCGCUAGCAUGAUGGGCGUAUACCUCUGGAGCUGGGGCUUGGUGUUGUAUGCCGUCAUUAAAUGGGUGGACGGCACGUUCCUGAGUGGAGUGAUUAGCAAGUUCUGGCUUUCACAAGUGCCACCGAAGGACCAGCCCCAGGAUGUUCAGGAGGACCGCGACGAAGGAACAAAAGGAACGAAUUGAAAGCACACUGGAUCAGAGCGAACUAUAUAUCAGGAGAAGAUUGCGCAGCGAUCGGGAAACGACGUCAACCACCCCGGCGUCGACAUGCGGUUUGCAUAUAACCAUUUCUAUUCUUGCUUAUGGUCUUAUACUUUGCUAUUGUAAUCCUUCGUACAUAAUAGCAUUUCCCAUUAUAUGUCUCAAUGAAUAUAAUUGACUCACGAUGAAUGGUGAAAUCGACGGGCAGCCAUGGAGUCACCUGAAUGCCAAUUGGUAACAGACAAUCAAACUAGUGGCGUGGUUAGUGCUUGAAACAAAAUGGCUGAUGGCAUGUCGCUGGAUCCAUUGUGUCUGUCUCUUUGCUCGCUUAUCUUGGUGGCAACAUUGGGGCUGGUUAAGGCAAACUAUUCAUCUCAAGCGAUAUGCGAUUUACACGAUGGAGCUCUGCUGUUCGUAGGUACACUAGUCGACUUUCUGGUGCUAUUUAAAGUCUACGCGGAAUCUGGAAUCUUGGCUGAAUCGCGACGUUAACAUUGAAUCCUAAGGCAGGAAAGCGCAAGCAGUAUUCACUGAGAAGGUAAGUGCCUGACGGGACAACCUUAGUAGUUAUUCUGAAUGUCCAAUAUUCGACGCAUUCGCCGACUGAUCCGAGUGAUAACUGUUGAAAAUUGGUGCAGGAUGGUCAAG